AAAUAGAAAAAAAUAUAUCCACUUCCACAUCCCUUCUCAUACCUCUCCUCCGUUUUAUUUCCUCUUCCUUGUUCACUUCCUUUUUAAGGGCAGUGAACCCCCUCCCAGGGAUCCUCUAUCAUUUCUACUUCCUUUAAUCAUUCUCGUCUUCUCAUCUGAUUGUAUUAAGGUGAGGAUGAUUUUCAAAGGAGGAGAGGAAGAAGUAAGCAAUACAUGGGUGGACGACCAUAAAGCCGGAUCAAAGGUUGGCGACAAUUAUGAUGGUGAAUUGGGUGAUGAUGAUAAUUUGGCAGAAUGGCUGAGUCUAAGCCUUGGCAGAAGUGAGUCGUCAAUGGCUGGGGAUUCUGAUUCCCAAUCAAAACCUCCUUCCAACAAGGUGUUCUCUUGCAACUUCUGCAUGAGGAAGUUCUUCAGCUCACAAGCAUUGGGCGGGCAUCAGAACGCCCAUAAGAGGGAAAGAGGAAUGGUUCGAUCUCGGUCUCGGAGGAUGAUGAUGAUGGGCCUACCAAUCAAUGCUCCAGUGAAUGUCCCACUUAUCCGUUCACUGGGAGUUCGGCCCCACUCACUAGUGCACAAGCCACAGGCAGAAGGGGCCAGAAUGGUUGCGAGAUUUGAUGACACAGCCACAGGCUUUGGGGCGACUUGGACGUCCUUCGCACUUGAAGAAGCAAUGGAUUUGAUGUGGCCAGGAAGCUUUCACAUGGGCUCCUCACUGCCAAAGCAACACUCGGAGCCACCCAAGCUUGACUUGAGCCUCCGACUUUGAUACGUGCAUGCAUGGAUCCAUCAAUUUAUUAUUAAACACUAUGAGUUGCUCUCUUGUUGUUCCAUCUAUUGUUCGAUUUCGCAUUUAUUCAUCAAUAUCAACAACAGAAGCUAAUCAAAUUA
Magnolia sinica is the source of this 888-nucleotide messenger RNA. Its product is annotated as zinc finger protein 4-like. NCBI's taxonomy places the organism in Eukaryota, Viridiplantae, Streptophyta, Magnoliopsida, Magnoliales, Magnoliaceae. The coding region runs from base 176 to 766 and encodes 196 amino acids. The transcript has a single exon. The record is from RefSeq and is a predicted model, not a curated record.